Messenger RNA from Lindgomyces ingoldianus, 3564 nucleotides. RefSeq names its product ubiquitin-activating enzyme E1. Gene Ontology annotation, cellular component: cytoplasm; SUMO activating enzyme complex. The record is from RefSeq and is a predicted model, not a curated record. The transcript has 3 exons. Gene Ontology annotation, molecular function: SUMO activating enzyme activity. Lineage: Eukaryota; Fungi; Ascomycota; Dothideomycetes; Pleosporales; Lindgomycetaceae. Gene Ontology annotation, biological process: protein sumoylation. The coding region runs from base 303 to 3410 and encodes 1035 amino acids.
GCUCAAUCAGCCCCACUACCACCGCCAACGUAUAACCACGGCACCCCCUCGCUCUUUCCAUAGCCUCUUGUGCAUUUUACAAGCAUUCCUUCCAACCCCUAGCCUCUCUUUACAGCGCUGCUCGCUUCGAGUCUCUAACGCUGUCAACGCUGCGGGACCGCAGCCCACCUCGACUCGGUCCACCUCGACUCGGUCCACCGCUGUGUCGCCCCAACUCACUGCUCCUAGGCUCCCCGGAAGUCGGCAAGCUGGGGAAGAGAAGGUUUUCCGGUGAGGACCUUGGGAGUCCGCAUAAGAAAGCAAUGUCGGAUAAAAUGCAGGUCGACAGCCCUGCCACUGUCGCUGAGCAACUAAAAGAUGCUAACGGCGAGAUCGACGAAUCCCUCUACAGUAGGCAGCUGUACGUUCUUGGCCACGAGGCCAUGAAGCGUAUGGGCUCCUCCAAUGUCCUCGUUGCCGGGCUGCGAGGUCUUGGUGUCGAGAUCGCGAAGAACAUCGCGCUUGCUGGUGUCAAGUCUCUCACCCUGUAUGACCCGAAGCCUGCAACCCUCGCAGAUCUCUCCGCACAGUUCUUCCUCCACCCCGAAGACGUCGGGAAGCCGCGAGCCAGUGUUACCGUUCCCCGUGUCUCCGAGCUCAAUCCGUACACGCCUGUUCAGGAAUAUACUGGAGCCAGUUUGACAUCAGAUAUGGCUCAGUUGAAGCAGUUCCAGGUCGUAGUGCUCACGGAUACAACUUUGAACGAUCAAGUCAAGAUUGCUGACUACUGCCACGAGAACGGCAUCUAUGUCGUCAUAACUGAUACCUUUGGGUUGUUUGGUACUAUAUUCACAGACUUCGGCAAGAAUUUCACCGUCGGCGACCCAACGGGAGAGAACGUCAACAGCGGUAUCGUAGCUGAUAUCGACUCGGAUGGCUUGGUUUCUGCCUUGGAUGAGACUCGACACGGCCUAGAAGAUGGCGACUUUGUUACAUUUUCCGAAGUUGAGGGCAUGGAGGGCUUGAAUGGCUGCGCACCACGUAAGAUCGAGGUCAAAGGCCCGUAUACAUUCUCCAUCGGCGAUGUUUCCGGCCUUGGAGAGUACAGGCGCGGUGGCCAAUAUACCCAGGUUAAGAUGCCGAAGAUUUUGGACUUUGAGCCUCUGAGCAAGCAGCUGAAGAAACCUGAGCUUCUGAUCUCGGAUUUUGCGAAAUUUGAUCGACCACAGCAGCUUCACGUUGGCAUACAGGCGCUCCAUGCCUUUGCGGAAAAUCAUAGUGGAGAACUCCCACGCCCGCACAACGAGGCCGAUGCGUCCGAGGUCUUCAAGAUUGCCGAGAGUCUUGCUGGCCAAGGAGAUGACAAGGUUGAGCUGGAUGAGAAGGUUAUCAAAGAGCUGAGCUACCAGGCCAAGGGUGAUAUUAGCCCCAUGGAUGCGUUCUUUGGCGGAAUGGCUGCCCAGGAGGUUCUCAAAGCCGUGUCCGGAAAGUUUCAUCCCAUUGUCCAGUUUCUUUACUUCGAUUCCCUCGAAUCGCUACCGGCCUCCUGCCAGCGCUCAGAGGAGCAGUGCAAGCCUCAAGGCACACGAUACGAUGGCCAAAUCGCAGUAUUCGGAAAAGACUUCCAAGAGAAGCUUGGCAAUGUCAAAGAAUUCUUGGUUGGCGCUGGGGCUAUCGGUUGCGAGAUGCUAAAGAAUUGGGCUCUGAUGGGCUUGGGCGCAGGGCCAGAAGGUAAGAUUUGGGUGACGGACAAUGACCAAAUCGAGAAGAGCAACCUAAAUCGACAGUUCCUGUUCAGGCCUACAGACGUCGGCAAGCUCAAGAGUGACUGUGCAGCCAAAGCUGUUGAGGCAAUGAACCCGGACCUAAAAGGCCACAUCCUGACUAUGCAAGAUAAGGUCGGACCGGAGACUGAGCACAUCUUCAACGAAAUCUUCUGGGAGGGACUGGACGCAGUUACGAAUGCGUUGGAUAAUGUAGAGGCGCGAACAUACGUCGACCGUCGAUGCGUUUUCUUCCGGAAGCCACUUGUGGACAGUGGUACACUUGGAACGAAAGGCAACACCCAGGUGGUUCUUCCACAUAUCACAGAAUCAUACUCAUCUUCUCAGGAUCCACCAGAGAAAUCAUUCCCCAUGUGUACACUAAGAAGCUUCCCGAACAAGAUUGAGCAUACGAUCGCUUGGGCUAGGGAAAUGUUUGACUCAUUCUUUGUCAAGGGCCCAGAGGUUGUCAAUCUCUACCUCAACACGCCCAACUACCUUGGAUCCACCUUAAAGCAGUCGGGCAAUGAAAAGCAAACUCUAGAGACUCUCCGUGAUUUCCUGGUAACGGAGAAACCAUUGACCUUCGAUGACUGCAUAAUCUGGGGUCGCCACCAGUUCGAGAAGAAUUACAACCAUGCCAUCCAGCAACUGUUGUACAAUUUCCCCAAGGACUCAACAACUGGCUCAGGCCAGCCUUUCUGGUCAGGACCCAAACGCGCUCCAGACGCACUUAAGUUCGACCCCGCAAAUCCUACACACUUCACCUACGUAGAAGCUGCUGCACAUCUCCAUGCGUUUAAUUACGGCAUCAAUCCAAAGGGUGUCUCAAAGGAGCAUUACCUGGAGGUGCUCAAUGACAUGAUUGUUCCUGACUUCAAGCCAGAUCCAAGUGUUAGGAUUCAAGCAAGCGACAGCGACCCAGAUCCCAAUGCCCAGCCCUCCGGUCCCAUGGAUGACAACGAAUAUUUAAACAAGAUGGCCGACUCUCUCCCUGCACCUAAGUCUGUCGCUGGCUAUAAGCUAGAACCUGUGGAGUUUGAGAAGGACGAUGAUACCAACCACCAUAUCGACUUCAUCACAGCAGCUAGCAAUCUUCGUGCGGAGAACUACAAGAUCGAGACGGCUGAUCGACACAAGACUAAGUUCAUCGCUGGUAAGAUCAUUCCAGCCAUUGCCACGACCACAGCAUUGGUGACUGGUCUCGUCAACCUUGAGCUGUACAAGAUCCUUGACGGCAAGACGAAUAUUGAGCACUACAAGAACGGCUUCGUGAACUUGGCGUUGCCCUUCUUCGGUUUCAGUGAGCCGAUCGCUAGCCCCAAGGGCAAAUAUAUUGGCCACGGCGGCAAGGAAGUGUCAAUAGACAAGCUGUGGGAUAGAUUCGAGGUCGAUGAUAUUACGCUCCAGGAAUUCAUCGACGACUUUGAGAAAAAGGGCCUUAACAUCUCCAUGGUCAGCUCAGGUGUUAGCCUUCUCUAUGCCUCUUUCUACCCACCUUCGAAGCUGAAGGAUAGGAUGGGUCUCACGAUGAGCAAGCUUGUUGAGCAUAUUAGCAAGAAGCCAAUCCCAGAUCAUCAGAAGAACGUCAUCUACGAAGUCACAGCGGAAGAUCAAACGGAUGAGGACGUCGAGAUUCCAUACGUGAUGGUCAAGCUGCGGAAGUAGGAGACAUCUAGUUUGGUUACAUCAAGGGUUUUGGGUGACGGGAGGCGUGUAGCGCAUGGCGCUUGGCACUCAUGAUGUUGGUGGAUGUAUAGACGAACACAGCCUUGGGCAUGAAUAGAUAUUCCACUCAAAUGCAUUCGAGUUGAACUUUGAA